AUGGAUAACAAGAAGCAGAGAUAUUCCAGGAGCAUCCGUGACGAUCGUGAUGAGAGAGAUAGGACUAAGCAUCAUCAUGAGAGGUCUCACGAAGGAAGUAAGAGGAAAGAUAGAUCAGAGGAAGAGAAUGGGGCGGCUAGGACGACAAACAAGAGUUCUAGGUUUGAAGAUGUAGCUAGGUUUGAGAAAAGGCCGUAUACUUGUUCUAUUGCAUCGGACACUACUUCUAGUCAAAUCCUUGAAGCUGUUAAACGAUUUCAGGAGCUGGCAAUAGAUACGGCUGUUGCACAUAAACAGACCAAGGGCUUUUUUCUGCGUGUAGAUGUACUUGGAAGAGAAAUAGAUGAGUAUGGGCAUGUGAUUAAUCUUAGUACAUUGAUGGUUAACAACAACAAACACAAGAAAGAUGUUUUUCAGAAUAUUCUUAAACCUCCCCAACCUUUUAAAUUGACAAAGAAGGAAGAGAAGAAACUGCAAACUCUAAGGCGUGUGGCAAAAGAAAAGGAGAAACAGAAGAUGAUUAGACAAGCGUUGUUUGAACCACAAAAAUCAAAGGUGAAAUUGAGCAACCUAAUGAAGGUUCUUGCGUCUGAAUUAGCAACCCAAGACUUCUUCUUAUGAAGAGUUUCCUUCUUCUCAUUUAACAGAUUAACUAUGAAGAGUUUGUUAAGGUCAUGAU
Arabidopsis thaliana (thale cress) is the source of this 679-nucleotide messenger RNA. RefSeq names its product RNA splicing factor-like protein. Gene Ontology annotation, cellular component: U4/U6 x U5 tri-snRNP complex. The transcript has a single exon. NCBI's taxonomy places the organism in Eukaryota, Viridiplantae, Streptophyta, Magnoliopsida, Brassicales, Brassicaceae. The record is from RefSeq and is marked reviewed. Gene Ontology annotation, biological process: mRNA splicing, via spliceosome. The coding region runs from base 1 to 621 and encodes 206 amino acids.